This is a messenger RNA of Symbiodinium sp. CCMP2592, 2367 nucleotides long. The record is from the annotation of a GenBank genome assembly. Lineage: Eukaryota; Dinophyceae; Suessiales; Symbiodiniaceae.
AUGGACAACGCGGCCGAGGGCCAGGUGUUCGUUGACAGCCUCGGCCAGCUUUCGCUGCCCGGGUCGAAAACUCGAGUGUUCCAGCGAUUACAUAGAGACGAGGUUGUUGGCUUGAUGCUGAACCUAGACCAGGACAGUCCUGAGGCCAACACUCUCAGCAUUUUCCGCGAUGGCGUGCGUGCUUGCCCGCCGCAGAAGCUGCCUGAGGGUCUGACCACGAAGACGCUGUUCCCGACCGUGACGUUCAAGAACAUGACUCUCCUCGUCAACUUCGGCCCAACACCGCAAUGCAAAGUCGAUGCCACCUGCACCAUGCUGCAGGAUGUUGGGGAGGAGGACAUGGAAGUCAUUGAGUCGGAGGAUUUUGCCGCCAGGAAGCCCGAGGUGCUUUUUCCUUUGGGCUUGCCGGAUCACGGCCUUUUUGACUGGGUGGAUCAGUUCCUCCAGGAGAAUCCGAGGAUAGCAGAGCUCAGUGAGCGAAAAGCGAUUGCAUGGGCUGAGAAGAGUGGUAUUCCACAGGGCCCUCGACGUGACAAGUCUCAAGACAGGCCGGGUACGAACUUCGGCAUCGGGGCCCUGGACGAUGGCAGCACCCACAAGGUGCUCUCGUUGGCAGCCCCUGCGCUGAGGCGAGACCUCCUCGUUUUGGAGCUCAAUAACAACCUCCGCGCCAGUGAGCGCAAGAAGGCCCUCGCGAGGUUUUCGCCCUUCGACUUUAAGCGUGUGGCGAUUGUCGCGAUGGGAGAGCCGACAGAGGAGUACAAGGCCCGGAUCCAGGAGCUCCUCCUGGCUGAGAAGGUUGAAGCCCGGAGAAGAGAGAAGAGGCGGAAAACUGAGGAGGCCGCUCCCAAGCGUGCGCGACGUGGCGGCUGGGAUUCUCAGACUCAGGAGCCGGAGAACGGCACGGAGAAACCUGCUAGUGGAGAAGUCGCCGCAGAGCCGGCGCCAGAGGAGUCCGAGGCCAAGGAUGCCAAGGAGGGGGAAGAGGCCACAGAGCCAAAGCCGGAGGAGGAAGAGGAGAAGAUUGAGCUGACCGAGGAAGAGAAGGCAAAGUGGUUCCGCAGCUUGGAGCCUCCAGAUCUGUCCUCAAGCACACUUGCAAAGUGUUUUGCGGACUAUAGCAUCCCGGCCGACGACGAGGGCUUCGACGAAGUCCGGUAUGUCUGGCAGCAGAAGGACGAGUGCCAGAAAAUCAUCAGCGAUUGGGUCCUCGACCACAAGAAGACCAUGCGCAUCGAGGACCUAAAUCCAUCGACCUGGUUCAGGGAGCGCAUCGACCGAUGGCAGCAGCAGUACCAGGAGUGGAAGCGGAAGCAGAGCGAGAUCCGGGAGGCCGUUCGGAAAGGCGAGUUUCGAAAGAGGCCCCGCAAGGAGGUAUCUGCGGAUGCAGGGAACGAUGCCGAAAUGAAGCAAGGUGACGAGGGCGGCGCCCCGGAGGGCCAAGCCGAGGUGAAUGACGAGGACUUGGAUGUCUUCGGCGUCGAAAAUGUCAUGGACAUUGGCGACGGUCGCCCGCUUUUCCUCAGCUUCGUGUAUGAGGACUGGGUCCUCCUGAGCCUUAGAUACGAGCUGCAUCUGUUGGUCCAUGCCUUUAAGCAUGACGUUGCAGAUGAAGACAGGCCAAGCUUUCACGAGCGUCACCUAGAGUUCUACUUCCACAAGUACUACAGGAGAAGCCUGCAGCUGAAGAUGUUCGGCGUGCAGACGAACGAAGAGCUGAUAGCUUUAGUCAAGGAUUCCGUUUCCAUCAGCAAGGAGACCCAGCUUCUGGAAGCGACGAUGCCCGUGGAGGAGCCGCUGGACAAGUUCCUCCGCCUUGCGGAGGAGCACCGGCGGGACAGACAGCGCUGCAUAGAUGCCGGCGACGAAACUGCUGUUCUGAAGUUUCAGAGACCUGCACCACCGCCUCGAACGCCAGAAGCCAGCGAUCGAGGCAAAGGGCACGAGAAAGGUGGCAAAAAGGGUGGCAAAUACGAGGGCAACAAGGGCCGCCCCGCGCCGCCGGCGCCGAAGGGUGGCCGCCAGAACUGGGACCGGGACCAUGAGGGCAAGUCUGGCUACUCGCGCCCCCCUCCUCCACCGCAGAGCGGCUACGCUGGAGGAGGACGCAGCGGCUAUGGCUCGCGCGACGACAACCGAUCCGGCGGCCGCCAGGAGUGGCGAGGCGGCGGCAGCGGCGGUGGUGGUGGGGGAAGCCGAGGCGGCAAUCCGCCACGGAAUUCUUACGGCCAAGGCGGUGGUGGCUCCAGAGGUUAUGGCGGAGGGUAUAGUCGAGGCGGUGACAGGGGUGAUGACCGUGGGCAAGGGCAGAAACGGCCCUACACUCCACCACCACCUUCUGCCUAUGCUUCAAAGCAGCGCUACUGA